AAAAGCGCUACAGCCCGCGGCGCCUGCGCAGAAAGCUCUAGACGCUGAGAGGCAGGAGGCACUUGAGAUCGUCUGCAGGGUUGGGACUGCUACAGAGGCCGCCACGGAGCCCGCCGGAGCCACCGUUCCUCCUGCUGCUGCCUCUGCCCGAAUCGGAACCGUCGGGCCGCAGCCGCCGGCAAUGCCGCGAAGGAAGAGGAAUGCAGGCAGUAGUUCAGAUGGAACGGAAGAUUCCGAUUUUUCUACAGAUCUUGAGCACACAGACAGUUCCGAGAGCGAUGGCACAUCCCGCCGCUCUGCCCGCGUCACCCGCUCCUCGGCCCGGCUCAGCCAGAGUUCCCAAGACUCCAGCCCUGUUAGAAACUUGCAGUCCUUUGGCACUGAGGAGCCUGCGUAUUCUACCAGAAGAGUGACCCGUAGUCAACAGCAGCCCAACCCAGUGACUCCAAAAAAGUAUCCCCUUCGGCAGACGCGCUCAUCUGGCUCAGAAACCGAGCAGGUGGUCGAUUUCUCAGACAGAGAAACCAAAAAUGCAGCCGAUCACGACGAAUCACCACCUCGAACCCCAACGGGAAACGCACCUUCUUCCGAGUCUGACAUAGACAUCUCCAGCCCCAACGUGUCUCAUGAUGAGAGCGUCGCCAAGGACAUGUCCCUGAAGGACUCAGGCAGCGACCUCUCGCAUCGCCCCAAGCGCCGUCGCUUCCAUGAGAGCUACAAUUUCAACAUGAAGUGUCCCACGCCAGGCUGUAAUUCUCUAGGACACCUCACCGGGAAACACGAACGACACUUCUCCAUCUCGGGAUGCCCGCUCUAUCACAACCUCUCCGCCGACGAAUGCAAGGUGAGAGCACAGAGCCGGGAUAAGCAGAUAGAAGAAAGGAUGCUGUCCCACAGGCAAGAUGACAACAACAGGCAUGCAACCAGGCACCAGGCACCAACAGAGAGGCAGCUGCGGUACAAAGAAAAGGUGGCUGAACUUAGGAAGAAAAGAAACUCUGGACUGAGCAAAGAACAGAAAGAGAAAUACAUGGAACACAGGCAGACCUAUGGGAACACGCGGGAACCGCUCUUGGAAAACCUGACAAGCGAGUACGACUUGGAUCUCUUCCGCAGGGCACAAGCCCGGGCCUCAGAGGAUUUGGAGAAGUUACGGCUGCAAGGCCAAAUUACAGAGGGGAGCAACAUGAUUAAAACAAUUGCCUUUGGCCGCUAUGAGCUGGAUACUUGGUACCAUUCUCCCUAUCCUGAGGAGUAUGCGCGGCUGGGACGUCUCUACAUGUGUGAAUUCUGCUUAAAAUAUAUGAAGAGCCAAACGAUACUCCGCCGGCACAUGGCCAAGUGUGUGUGGAAACACCCGCCUGGAGAUGAGAUAUAUCGCAAAGGCUCAAUCUCGGUGUUCGAAGUAGAUGGCAAGAAAAACAAAAUCUACUGCCAAAACCUGUGCCUGUUGGCCAAGCUUUUCCUGGACCACAAGACUUUGUAUUAUGAUGUAGAACCUUUCCUGUUCUACGUCAUGACAGAAGCGGACAACACUGGCUGUCACCUGAUUGGGUAUUUUUCCAAGGAAAAAAAUUCAUUCCUCAACUACAACGUAUCCUGUAUCCUUACCAUGCCUCAGUACAUGAGACAGGGCUACGGCAAGAUGCUGAUUGAUUUCAGUUACUUACUGUCCAAAGUGGAGGAAAAAGUCGGCUCCCCAGAACGGCCGCUCUCAGAUCUGGGGCUCAUAAGCUAUCGCAGUUACUGGAAAGAAGUGCUGCUCCGCUACCUGCAUAAUUUCCAAGGCAAAGAGAUUUCUAUCAAAGAAAUCAGCCAGGAGACAGCUGUGAACCCCGUGGACAUUGUCAGCACUCUGCAAGCCCUUCAGAUGCUCAAGUAUUGGAAAGGAAAGCACCUGGUUUUAAAGAGGCAGGACCUGAUUGAUGAGUGGAUAGCCAAAGAGGCCAAACGGUCCAACUCCAAUAAAACCAUGGAUCCAAGCUGCUUAAAAUGGACCCCUCCCAAGGGCACUUAAAGUGGCCUGUCAUUCUGAGCCAGCGAACCCCAGCAGUAGGAAUCCAUCCCCUAGGGAUCUGUCUGUCAUUUCUGUUGCUCUCGUGAUUGGCAAGUGCAGUACCCUUUGGGAAGGCCACGCCCCUCGGGACUGUCCUGGCUCCGCCCUCGUGUACACUGCAGACGCUGGUUCUGAGGAACUGUUGUUUCGGCCUCAGUGAGGUUGCCUGGAUGGGACCCGCACCAGCCUGGGGUGCGGCUCCCUCAUAGCACUGACCCAAGGAGUUCUGUUCCAGUACUGUACCUGUCCAGUCACUGGUUCCACCUCGUGUCCUCUGCCCCAUGAGGUGUGUCGUGUCCUCUGAGCUUCGUUCUAGUGCUUCUCGCCACCUGGUCCCCAGACCUCCAGUACGGUUACUCCUCCCAGUCGUGUUUGGGGAGCGGCAGGGAAGGGGCAGCACCUGGGACCCUGUGCGCGCGGGAGAGGGGCCGGCUGUGCACCUCGGAUUGCACCUCGCUUUCCCUUCUAUGCCUCCCCUUCUGUCUGUAUCGGGCUGAGCAAAGCCAAGGACUUGGGAAGAUCUUCCCGGGUGGUAGUCUCGGUCACAGCGAAUAAUCCAUCUGGAUCAGAUGAUGGCAACAGGAAUAGGCUGUGAUUCCGUGCUGAUCUGUGCUCACCUGUGGGCAGUGGGCAGUCUCGGUGGAAGAGAAUGGGUGCUUUUCGCCUCACCAAAAAUCGCCCAGCAGUGAACGUGCCCUUUUUGCCCCCAGGCCCACUUUUACUUUUGCAGGUACCAAAAUAAUUUCCAGUUCUCUUGAUCAUGCUACAUGGCGACUGGUUAGCUCUGCUGCACGACCCUCCUCCGCUUUCACAUCAGUCGCUCUGAGUUUGGCCCCAGCCUCUGGGAGAAGUUGAGAGUGACCGGAAAUGAUUUCUGCAACUCAGCCCGUGAUGACUCAGCGAGGCAGUGUGGCCGAGGUUUGCUUCUCCAGCAGCAUCACCCCCUCCUGUAGGACUGAAGUGCUUCUGCCCCUGCAGAGCUCCUCCUCCUCUUUUCUUUUUGGGAUGUGCCACCAUCCCCUCUCCUCUGGUCUCCUAUUUUCGGUGUUGUCCGAGCGCAGGAAGAGAUGUUCCCUCCGAUCUCCCCCACGCCCGUUAUAACCCGCUAUCCUGGGGCAGCCUUCGAUGUCUGACGCAUCGCCCUUCCCAGCUCAUGCUCCUGCGACACCGCUGUCAUCACGUGGCGCCCUCCCCACCACCCCGACUCUGGUCAUUGUGCCUUUCUCGUGUCAUCCCUGUACACUGCUGUUCACUGUGGGUUGCGGGGGGCUGGUUUGAAGCAUGUUCUGUGGCGGCUCCCUCCAGUGUCACUGCUCAGAUUUACCCAAAAGCAACUUCACUGGGGCUUUUCUCAAGGGUGAAGGCCUUUUACAGACCCACGUCCUUCCCCGUGUGUGGUAGAAUGUGCUCUUCUGUAUCUACUCAAUAAAGCAUGUUCUCUGCUCACAGCUGCUCCCUGGGCUCUCGUCUGUGGCAGGGCUUCGUCACCACACUGGAGACUCCCUUGUUCCCUCUGGCAGGAAACCAUUGAGAGGCAGCUGGCGGCUCAGGGACGCAGCCGUCCUAGAGAGAGCGCUUCCUCCGAACUCGUGUGGCUGGGGGACGCUUCCCCUCUGCCUCCUGUGCUGCCAGCUCACAGGUGUGAGCAAGAGCAGCGCAUGAGUCAGUCUCACUGAGGUCAUUUCCCUGUGCUGGGGGAGAGGAUCCAGCAGGAAGUUGCGAGGCGGGGCACAGUGGGAGGCGGCCAGAGAUGCUGCCCUCCCUCACCCAGCGCGUUUACCAGCAGUGAGCUUGGUCAGCUAAUCCUUGUCCCUCUCUCAGGUUACGUCUCUGAAAGUCUUCAUAAAUGUCCUGUGGCGUUCAUCCAGUUCGGGGAGGAAAGCUGGGCACUCUCUUUACUCUGGUGGGAAGGAAGAGGAGGUGGGAAUUGUGUUUGCUGGCAUGGUUUUUUCUCGUUGCAGCUGGGAGUGCUGAGAACCCACCCCCGUGGGCAGACUAGGAUCCUCUAGAGCCGGGGGAGGUGAAACGUACUCGAACGUGCAGCUGCUGAGAGGCUGAGUCAGGAGGAUUUCCAGUCUGAAGCCAGCCAGGGCAACAUAGCAAGACAAAAAAUUCUAUGUGCCUCUUACUGAGGGGUAGCGUGGUGAGACGGAGGGAAACUUAGGGUUGUAGAAGGACCCUUGUACUCAUCUUUUCUUAGACUGUGUACCCCCAACUCUCCCUAUUGUAAUUAUUUGUGGCAAAGACCAAUUCUGCUCUUCCCACUUUGAAAAAAUUGAAGUAGGUAAUAGAGCCCACGAGCAUGGAACCCUGGGAGGAACAGGUGUUGGGUUUUGUGCGCAGACUGUCCUCAAACCUCUAGGCUGGCUGCUGCCCUGAACAUUAAUGAAGAUGUCCGGCAUGGACCCCUGCAGGUAUGGGAAGGGUGUCCGCUUCCCUUGGCCGCCUGGAGUGAGGCUGUCUCCCCGUGACACUUCUCCUAAACAUCUCUGCAUCGGAGAAGCUGCUCAGGCUCUUUCCUGAGAAGGGCAAAGAUCUGCGCUUGUUCAAGGGUGUGGUUCCCAGACUCCAUCUGGAGGUGUCUGCUCCCUCUCCAGUGGGAGAGGUCGUGCUCCCUAAAUCAUGGAUUCCUCUCCCUUCUAGAGAGUCCUUGCUCGGGCUUCCAUUGCAGCGAUGUGGAUGAAGCUGGUGGAAUCUCCCAGAAAAGAAGUUGGUUUUAGUUGACCUUAGCGGCAACAAGUUGGGGCCAGAGGGUGAAAGCAGAUGUGCCUCACUCUGGUCCUGCUUCCCCUUCAGGAACAAACUGGCCCUUUGCCUACCCAGCUCUCUUCAGUUCUCAUAACGCUGUAAGUAGAGAUUGGAUCCCUUCUUUUCAGAUGAGAAGGUUCGAGGCUCACAGAGCUCCCACCGCUGACUUCUCCAGGUCCCAUAUUGGGACAACGCUAUCAUGAGCUCUGGUCCCGAUGCUGCCGCCACCGUCCCAUUUCUCACCCAGGGAGAGUGAGUCACGGUGCUUCUUAGGGACACAGUGUACCCUGUAGAGGGUGGGCAGGGUGCUUGGACGUGGCCUUGGCUUUACUGGUCCCCGCAGCUCUGACAGGUUGCAGGGCUGGGGUUGGGGGUGACCUGGAGUAGAGCUGUCCAUGUCAGGCCAGUUGGUCCAGAUCAAGGUUGGGGCCACGUGGUGUUCGAAGCCGGGAUGCAGGAAUCGACCACAGCUCGCUCACAGCCCACGCUCCUCCCGCAUCACGGAGCCAAGGAAGUUGGCUCUUUGGGUGUGCAUUAGUGACUUCUCAAGGGUAGUCCUAGGUCUCCCUGCCUAGUCCUAGAGGAGCAGUUGCGUUCCUGGCAUUAAAACAGCAGGGUUUUCAUGAGGGUGGAGCAGCAGCAUUGGUCUUUACCUGCUUUGUUUGCUUCUGACCUUUGGGAAUCUGAUCAAAGCACUGGAUUUUUUUAAAAAAUGCCCCUAUGCAAAUAGCACAUUUGCAGUUCAGGAAACUAUGCCUUUGAAGUCAUUCCUGGACAGGAGGUUAAGCAGCUCUGGUUUGAAAAGCCCCAGGAAUGCUUUCCACCUGCCUUGCUCUUCCCCCGAGGCCCUAAGCUUGAUCUUUAGUGUGCCUGGGCUUGAGUACCUGGUCCUGCUACCUGCGGUGAGGUACAAGGACAAGCCUGGCUUGGUAUUAGCUUCCUUCCUCCCGGUGGGCCGCACCAGGACACAAGGACAAAAUGGACAGGUCUGUGUGCCACGAGUAUGGACUGCGACAACCCCUUCUGCUAAAUAAUAGUCUGUGAUGUGUGCUGGGAAUUUUAGAAACGACCUUUGCUGUUCGUUGGGAUCAUGGAAUUCUAGAGUUGGACCUCAACUCAUUUUUCUCCAGCACUUUGGCUGCAAACGUGGAUGGCUGCCCCUUGCAGACCGUUUCCUGCUGAUGGGGGCAGCCCAAUUGCUCCCUUCCCUUGUGGUGUCUUCAACCAAGCCAGCAAAUGUCACUAAGAAGGAAACAGGAUUGCCCAGUGGUGAAAAUGCCUCAAAGCCAGGACGUCGCUCUGUCUCUUCCCUCUUGGGCAAUACCAUUACAUACAGGCCAUGCUGCCACCAUCUGGGGGCUGGGGGUUUGUUUAUUUGUGCCCAAGAGUGGAGAAAAUAACCCAUGCUGUUGUUCAACUUUGGCCCACGGCUCCACCCAAGUGUUCCCUGUGACACCUUUACCCUCGACAAGUCACGUUCAUUCCAAGAAGCCAGUCUUUGUGCUUGUUUCCGAGAACAGCACCCCCACUUAUUCCAAAGUGAUCAGAAAAAUCUCUUCCUAGGUAUCUCCAAAGCCAACAGUUGCUCCACGCCUGCAUGGGUGAGCUGCUCCUUCCAAUAACUGGUCUGCUUUUCCUCCUCUCGAGCGCGGGCUGGGCUGGCUCCUGACACGUCUUGACCAACGAACGCUGUGGAAGUGAUAUUCUAGUAGCUUCUGCGUUUUGCUGUUCAGCUGAUGUGUUUCUGAACUGGGAGCUUGAGGUAGACUGCUGGGAGAGGAGGAAGCCUGUGACACCACGGUGGGUGAGCUGAGGUGCUCCAGCUAAAACCUCCUGGAGGUGGCCAUCCCAGAACACAGCCUUGCGAGCGCCCCCUACUGGUGCCACCGGAAGCUAACAAAAUAUCCAGCUGAGACCCAGCGAUCUAUGAAAUCGGGAGGUAUACAGCUCUAAGUCAUGCUUUGGAGUGAUUCCAUAGACAGCACCGAAACCAGACGGCUAGGGUUGGGGUUGGCCCUCUUGUCACCAUCAGCUGACGGCCUGUGAUUGGAAGGUAUGCGCCGAGGAGAACGCCCACCUUGAGCCAACCUCAUGUACGUAACACUCGGAGUCCGUCCAGCCCCAGGUUGGCCACUCAGCAUUAUCACCGUCGGUCAGAUUCCUCUGAGGCCUCUGGUUGACCUUAAGUCUUAGCCACCUCCCUAAGUGGGUCAGGAAGAGUGAAGAUGGACCUGUCGCUUCCUUGCUCAAGAAUGUAUUUGGCUCGUUGGCUUGCUUCGUGUUUAUCCUGGCUUCCAAGCCUUUCCGUAAGCUGACUCGACCCACAUAGCUUCUGUCAUCCCUCACACAUUGCCUCCGCCUGCUGUCAGAUCGGCCCACUCGUCCCCUGUCUUUACUGGGAAAGCCUCUAUGCCAGCAGUCCCCAAAUGUGUUCCAUUAAAUACCAAAGUAUGAGCAGAAGGGUACUGUGGUCGAAUAAAUUUGG
Fukomys damarensis (Damara mole-rat) is the source of this 7289-nucleotide messenger RNA. RefSeq names its product lysine acetyltransferase 7 (gene Kat7). Bases 182 to 2017 code for a protein of 611 amino acids. Lineage: Eukaryota; Metazoa; Chordata; Mammalia; Rodentia; Bathyergidae. The transcript is spliced from 15 exons. Gene Ontology annotation, molecular function: histone acetyltransferase activity; zinc ion binding. Gene Ontology annotation, biological process: regulation of DNA-templated transcription. Gene Ontology annotation, cellular component: nucleus. The record is from RefSeq and is a predicted model, not a curated record.